AUGGCGGCUCCGCUGGGUGGGAUGUUCACCGGGCAGCCGCCAGGGCCCUUGGCCCCCGCUCCGGGUCUGCCGGGCCAGGCUUCGCUUCUCCAGGCCGCGCCAGGGGCCCCGAGACCCGCCAGCAGCACCUUGGUGGAUGAGCUGGAGUCCUCUUUCGAGGCAUUUCUGAGGAGGUGGCUGUGCCUAGGGCCUUUUAACAUUUCAGUCUGUUCCCCUAUCCCCCUAGGUGUUGAUCAGUGUAUCCAGAAGUUUCUGGAUAUUGCAAGACAGACUGAAUGCUUUUUCCUGCAAAAGAGAUUGCAGUUAUCUGUCCAGAAACCAGAGCAAGUGAUCAAAGAGGACGUCUCGGAGCUGAGGAACGAGCUGCAGCGGAAGGAUGCCCUGGUGCAGAAGCACCUGACCAAGCUGCGCCACUGGCAGCAGGUGCUGGACGACAUCCACAUGCAGCACAGAAAGCCGGCUGACCUCCCGCAGGGCUCCCUGGCCUACCUGGAGCAGGCCUCCGCCAACAUCCCUGCGCCGCUGAAGCCCACCUGAGCGCAGGGCAGCCUGCCUGCCCACCCGUCUGCCACCAGUGGGCCUGAGGUUGGGGCCGGAUGGAGCAGGGGUAGGAGCUUGGACCCUGGGCCAGAGCUGGAGAUGGUUUUUGUUCCACCCCCUCCCCGCCCCCCGCCAGCCUUCCCCCCAAGUUGUGUAAGUUCUUAAUUUCUCACGUACUCUCUGGAGUGUCUAGUUUUGGGAAGCCAGGCAUAGGACUGUUAAGUGUGGUGCCAAUUAGACUUUGUCGGUUUUGA
This is a messenger RNA of Echinops telfairi (small Madagascar hedgehog), 794 nucleotides long. It is a transcript of the gene MED28, whose product is annotated as mediator complex subunit 28. The record is from RefSeq and is a predicted model, not a curated record. The transcript has 3 exons. Gene Ontology annotation, cellular component: mediator complex. Bases 1 to 537 code for a protein of 178 amino acids. NCBI's taxonomy places the organism in Eukaryota, Metazoa, Chordata, Mammalia, Afrosoricida, Tenrecidae.